This is a messenger RNA of Mustela lutreola (European mink), 3664 nucleotides long. RefSeq names its product coenzyme Q10A (gene COQ10A). Gene Ontology annotation, biological process: ubiquinone biosynthetic process; cellular respiration. Gene Ontology annotation, molecular function: ubiquinone binding. The record is from RefSeq and is a predicted model, not a curated record. The transcript has 5 exons. Bases 236 to 979 code for a protein of 247 amino acids. Gene Ontology annotation, cellular component: mitochondrion. Lineage: Eukaryota; Metazoa; Chordata; Mammalia; Carnivora; Mustelidae.
GCAACGGCGUGACGUGGGGGUACUGGGAGCUGUGGGAGCAGCGGUCGCGGCUUCAGUUCUAGGCUACCCCGCCGCCCGGGCGGGAGCAGGGCGAGAGGAGCUGCAGCCCCGAGGCGCUCCUGUUCUCGGGGACCCUGAGCCCGCCCGGCGGCGGCUUCCUGCCUCUUUUCCUCCAGAGUGAGGAGGGCGCAGCGGGGGUCAGAGCCCAGAGGGCAAGGGAGGUUCGGUCCCGCGCAUGGCCUCGGCGGGUGCGCGGCGGCUCCCAGCCGGGACGCGCGCAGCGGCCCAGCGUUGCUGCGGCUUCACGCUCCCCCUGGGCACGCGCCCGGCUCCUCCCCCGGGCCCUCCGCGACCGCCGCGACCAAUGAGAUUUCUGAUGUCUUGCAGCCUUUUCUUGCCCCGGGCUGCCCAGGUCUUGGGGGCCGAGGUUGGCUUACCUCCUACGCGCUCCUUCAUGGGCUUUGCUGCCCCCUUCACCAACAAGCGAAAAGCUUACUCUGAGCGUAGGAUCAUGGGGUACUCAAUGCAGGAGAUGUUUGAAGUGGUGUCCAAUGUCCAGGAGUAUCGUGAGUUUGUGCCCUGGUGUAAGAAGUCCUUGGUGGUAUCUAGCCGUAAAGGUCACCUGAAGGCCCAGUUAGAGGUUGGCUUUCCACCUAUUGUGGAACGUUAUACCUCUGCUGUUUCCAUGGUCAAACCUCACAUGGUCAAGGCUGUUUGCACUGAUGCCAAGCUCUUCAACCACUUAGAGACCAUUUGGCGAUUCAGCCCUGGUAUUCCUGCCUACCCCCGAACUUGCACUGUGGACUUUUCGAUUUCCUUUGAAUUUCGUUCUCUGCUGCACUCCCAGCUGGCUACCAUGUUUUUUGAUGAGGUUGUCAAGCAGAAUGUUGCUGCCUUUGAGCGUCGGGCAGCUACCAAGUUUGGUCCAGAAACAGCCAUCCCCCGUGAACUGAUGUUCCAUGAGGUGCACCAGACUUGAGGCAGGAUUGUUCCCUGGCCUCUCCUCUAGUUUCCCUCCCAACCAAUUCUCUUAUUUAUUUCAUUUGGCUCCUGCUCCAAUAUAAGGGAAGAAGAGUCUGUGUUCAUACUGAUGUUCUCUCUCUCACUUCCCCAGAAAUUGGGUUAUAAGCUGGCUGGAAAUGCUGGGGCAGAAAGGCAGGAGGUUAUGGAAAGGAGACAUGCCAAGGAAAUGGUCAGGCUCACCUUGAGAGCCCCAUAUGCCUGAUGUCUGCAACCUACCUACAAUGAAUUAUAAUCAGGACAGUUGGUUGUCUCUGGACCCUGUCAAGGUGUUUUAGUAUAUGACCAGGGGAAGAUAGCAACUUUCUAGGGAAUGAAUAAACUGAGCUUUUUCCUCUGACAGAGGUAUUGAGUGGUUGAUAACUGCUGCCUGCCCAAGACGCCUCAGGAAAUGCCUGAGAUCUGGCCCCAGCUUGAAAUCCAUAUGACCUCACUUUAAGAAUAUUUCCAUGCUGCCUGGUUAGUGGAGAGUGAGGGGCUUUCUUAACAUCAGUGCCCAGGGGCAAGGAGAAAAAAAGCACUGAAGAGAAUUGUACUCUUGGAUCGUAUCUUUUUCUUCUACUUGGCUGAGUUUUUAUAAAAUUUCAAUAAAUUAAAUGUGACAGUAUGAAUUUAGCUUUUUUAUACUGUCUUGGGGGAAUGAUGUGGAUAUACCAGAGUAGAAGAAAGUCAUGGGUUCCUUCCUCAGGGGAAUAAAGGUGCAAGAAGGCCUCUUGGACAUAGUGUCCCUGCUAACUAUAGUAGCACAUUCUACAAGCCAGGACCUAGUACCCACUCCCUUGGCUAUUUAUAGACUUUUUCAGAAGGUCAGUUGUAGCAGGAGGCUCAGGACAGAAUAAUCUGGCAUCAGAUCUACCAUAUAGCUGAUGGUCUUAGGACCACCUCUUACUUUGAGGACUUCCUUAAGAGACUGCAAAGAGGAGGCAUUCCACACAGUACCAGAGCCCUCUAGUGGCUCAGAUCCAGAGUUAGCAGUCCUCCUCUGCCCUUGGUAUGGUUUUGUUCUUUUCACCCAGUGGGCUGCACCAGUUUCCUUGGAUUAGUCACAUAUGCAGUUGUGAGGUCUCAGCUUCGGUCCUCGAGUGUUCUAUCUUACAACAAAAUUAGGAAGGAUGGGGGGCUAAAGGUCAAGGACAUUUAACCCUGAGGAAAAACAGAACUCUUCUUUGGAAAUUUCACAGGGACCCUGCCUUAUUAGGGUAAAUGAAUGUCAAAUCCACAUAAAGAUAAAGGAUGUAUAGGAUAACUUAGAACCCACUUAGUCUAGGAUCUUGCUAGUCAGAUUCCUUACUUUAUAACAGAGAUUCUUACAGGCCUUAUUUAAUAGCAGGCUCAAGCAUUGUUAAUAAAAACAUUUAUUUUGCAUUUUAUACAGAACAACCUGAAGUCUGGAUCAUGACUUGACAGUUACCCAGGGGUAUACAGACAAUGUGUCCAUCUCAGCGUGGUUCUAGGGAUUAGGGAUCCACACAAACACAGGCAGGAGUUGCAAGAGAGGAAGGGGGCACAGUAGGAGUGUAUUUCAAUCCUUUCUUAAAGAAAAGGCAGUAGAGCAUUCUGAGUCACUGAAAACCUGUGCAAAUGGGGCUUCUAAAAAACAAACACUGUACUGUGAGCUCUUGGGGAAGGGACUGGAUAAGGAACUUGAUAAAUAAAGGGAUAUUUCCUGGUAGCAGAGAAAGAGAAGGGAAGCCUAUUAUUAAUGUUCUCAGCCCCAGGACCUGAUAUUCAAAGGAAACCACCACCAAUCUUAAAUUUCCCUGCUCAGAAAGUACCCAUAUCCCUGGAACCAGACUAUGAAGAUACCAUGCUAGUCAUUCCCAAGUCCUUACUCAAUGGCCCACAGCAUAUUAAAAUAAAGGGGGAAAAAAGUCAGAAGAUAGUGGCUUGUGUUCCAUGGAAGUGAAAACUCAGUUCAUGAUAAGCACUGAUAAAGCCAAAUGACUGGGAAGGACCACAGCUCAGACAGUGGCAUAUACAACCUGCUGAAAGAGGUCUCUAGUGAGGACCAAGAAGGGAAGGUCCGGAGCACCUUCAGCUUGAGGUGCAGCAGGUACAGAAAAUCUGAAAGGAGGGUCGUAUUAAAGUAGUGGGGAAAGAACACUCUAGAUCUUAAUUUUCAUGUGAUAAUUAAAAAAAUCAAAUACUGGGUGCCCGUCACAAUGAAUCCCAUCGCCUUUAUGGUCACCUGGUAGCAUAAAAGUGCCAAAGAUGUUCGACUAACCACAGGUCUUGCUAGAAGUGUCUGUGUGCAUGGGAGAGAGCAAUGGGGUUUGAUAGAGCUGACAAUCCAACAUGAUUCCUAUGGAAACAGAAGAGGCCAGAGUCCUGAUUUGCUGGCCUCUGGAGGGCUGGAGACAGAAGAACUAAAAGCUCUGAAGUGGUUGCAGAGAAUCUGCAGCUUCAACCCAGGCAAAGGAGAGUGAGAUUCUCACUCUAGAUUUGGUGGGGGGCCCAAACCUAACCCAUACCACAUGCACUAGUCCUGGUCACCCUACAGUUGAUGGGCAACUCACCAGGCAGGAGAAAGGAACUGGCUGGGGAAGAAGGGGUUACUUUUUAUCUUUUAAAGUCUUAAUUUAUAUUUUAACCUCAAACUUAUUAUCAGUGCCUCAGAUACAAUUUAAUCUUAAGUCUUAAAAAG